AUGGCAGCAAUUGAUGAUAUAGUAGUAUUUGAAAACUUGACAUUACAAGACCUGAAAAAUAUUCUUGAUACUUAUGCAUUUGAUACGAAACCCAAACGAGCAUCAUCAUGUUUUUAUCUUAAAAACUUAUUGACAGUAACGCUUACAUUGCUUUAUGGAUCACAAUCAUAUCCACAUUAUCCUAUUCCAAAAUUUAAUGGAUUAAAUCCUUUAGUAUCAGCAAUACAUCAAAUUUGUUUAUCAUGGAAAAAUUUUAGUUUAAAACUUGAAAAAGUUUUAUCAUUACAAUAUAUUUCUACGUGGUCACUUGAAGAAAUUAAUAUUUGGUGGAUACUUGCAAGAUUAAUUCAUAAAUCAAUUACCGAUUUUUCAAUAGUAUGUGGAUUACAAACAUCUAUGACAGUUCCUUCUUCAAAUGAUACAUUAGAAAAUCUUUUUCGAAUAUUUGAAUUAGCGAUAUCAAAUGAUUUAAUUUAUUCUAGUAAUAUUUAUGUUGACCCAAAAGAAUUAAAUGGAGAAUUUCAACCACGUACUAUGCAAGAAAUUUCAAAUGUUUUAUCAGUAAUUGAUGGAAAAGUUAUGCUUAAUUCGGUAAAAGAUUUUAAUUAUUUACUUGGAAUUGAAGAUUUUUCAACAAUGGAAUUUUCUGAUACAAGAGUAAUGGUUAAUAGUGUUGAAGUUAUUAAAAUGAAAGAAACAAUUGUUCAAAUUCAACAAUCUAUUGAAAACGCUGAACAAAUUUUAUUACAAUUACAUUUACUUUCCGAUGAGAAUAAAGGUGAAUCUUUCGUUUUCGAAUAG
This is a messenger RNA of Dentiscutata erythropus, 801 nucleotides long. NCBI's taxonomy places the organism in Eukaryota, Fungi, Glomeromycota, Glomeromycetes, Diversisporales, Gigasporaceae. The record is from the annotation of a GenBank genome assembly.